Pundamilia nyererei is the source of this 696-nucleotide messenger RNA. RefSeq names its product claudin-8-like. Lineage: Eukaryota; Metazoa; Chordata; Actinopteri; Cichliformes; Cichlidae. Gene Ontology annotation, molecular function: structural molecule activity. The transcript has a single exon. Gene Ontology annotation, cellular component: membrane; bicellular tight junction. The record is from RefSeq and is a predicted model, not a curated record. The annotation marks the transcript as partial.
ACUAUUGCUCUUCUGAGCUUGGAUGAGUAAGUGAAGAACAGGAUGGCAAACUCAGCACUGGAGAUUGUGGGUCUUUUAGUAUCCCUAAUCGGGCUGAUCGGGGCAGCAGCAACUACAGGAAUGCCUAUGUGGCGCGUCACAGCCUUCAUUGGAGACAAUAUCAUCGUGUUUGAGACUCUGUUUGAGGGCUUGUGGAUGAACUGCUACCAACAGGCAAGCUUCAGGAUGCAGUGUAAAGUGUACGACUCUCUCCUGGCCCUGACUCCUGACCUGCAGGCAGCAAGGGGGCUUAUGUGCUGCUCUCUGGCACUGAGUGGUCUUGGUGUGCUGAUCAGUCUGAUAGGCAUGCAGUGCACAUCAUGCAUCCAAAACAAUGAUCGAGCUAAGCGGCUGGUUCUCAUCAUUGCUGGUAGCAUGAUCAUAUUGGGUUGCUUCUGUGUCCUCAUCCCCGUCUCCUGGACGGGUCACGUCAUCAUCACUAACUUCUACAACCCCUUGCUGAUCGAUGCCCAGCGGAGAGAGCUUGGAGCAGCUCUCUACAUUGGCUGGGUAACUUCGGCUUUCUUGUUUGCUGGAGGAUGCAUUUUUAUUUGCUGUAAUAUACAGUCGGAUGACAAAGAUUCAGAGCGAUACCUAUACUCCAAGGCCUCAGACUAUUCGGUCUACCCUCAACAGCCACUACAGCCUCUACAGCCU